GCGCCGCAGGCGACCGAGCGCCGCCGGCUCCAUCGGGCCGCGCCGCCUCAGCGUCCGCGCGCCGCCAUCUUGGGUGCAGCGCGCUGUGCGCCGGCGCCUGGCGGUGACGUCGGGCAGUGCCGGCACGCGGCAGCAUGGCGGGCAGCGGGCGCCGGCCCGAGCACCGCGGGCCGCCCGAGCUGUUCUACGAUGAAGUGGAAGCGCGGAAGUACACGCAGAACUCCCGGGUGAUGGAGAUCCAGGCGCAGAUGUCGGAGCGGGCCGUGGAGCUGCUGGGGCUGCCCGAGGACCGGCCAUGCCUCCUUCUGGAUGUGGGCUGUGGCUCUGGGCUGAGUGGGGAUUUUAUCUCUGAAGAGGGGCACUACUGGAUUGGCAUGGACAUUAGCCCUGCAAUGUUGGAUGUGGCUGUGGAGAGAGAGGUGGAAGGAGACCUUCUUCUUGCAGAUGUGGGUCACGGCAUUCCCUUCAGGCCUGGCAUGUUUGAUGGCUGUAUCAGUAUUUCCGCAGUGCAGUGGCUUUGUAAUGCUGAUAAGAAGUCGCACAGUCCUCCAAAACGCCUUUAUCAAUUCUUCUCAACUCUUUAUACCGCCUUGGCCCAAGGAUCCCGAGCCGUCCUGCAGCUGUACCCUGAGAAUUCAGAACAGCUGGAGCUCAUCACGACCCAGGCCAUGAGAGCUGGCUUUACUGGGGGAAUGGUGGUAGAUUACCCCAACAGCACCAAAGCCAAGAAGUUCUUCCUCUGUCUCUUUGUUGGGGCUUCUGGCACUUUACCAAAGGGCCUUGGUACUGAGUGUGCUGAUGGAGAAGAGCUACAACAGGCAAAGUUCACCAGUGAGAGGACACGGUUCAGAAACACCAAGGGGAAGUCUGUGAAGAAAAGCCGGGACUGGAUUCUUGAGAAGAAAGAGCGCAGGCGACGACAGGGCAAGGAGGUACGAGCAGACACCAAAUACACAGGUCGAAAGCGCCGCCCUCACUUCUGAAUUGCUGUGGACACUGAUGAUGUGGAAGACGGUGUGUUGGCCUCUCCAGUGAGCCUCCUGUGAAUGGCACAGAUGGGCACCCCAGGCCUGGGACUUGUUGGAACAGGUCACUGUGGCUCUUGCAGGUGUAGACUGGCUCAGGUGCAGCCAAACUGCCAACUGCAAAGCUGCCAGACCUGUUUUCUCUGAAGGCAGAGUGGCACAGAGUUCUGUCCAAUUGGUGUCUGCCAUGCCACUGCUUAUCUUCCCAAUGGGGCAGUGAGCCAGAACAUUAUAUCUAGCUUCUUCACUAAACAGUCAACAAGUAAGAAGUGUU
Molecule: messenger RNA, 1299 nt
Organism: Anas platyrhynchos (mallard)
Lineage: Eukaryota; Metazoa; Chordata; Aves; Anseriformes; Anatidae
Gene: BUD23
Product: BUD23 rRNA methyltransferase and ribosome maturation factor
Biological process (GO): rRNA (guanine-N7)-methylation
Cellular component (GO): nucleolus
Molecular function (GO): rRNA (guanine) methyltransferase activity
Source: RefSeq, a predicted model, not a curated record